Messenger RNA from Dromaius novaehollandiae (emu), 6193 nucleotides. It is a transcript of the gene BCL10, whose product is annotated as BCL10 immune signaling adaptor. Gene Ontology annotation, molecular function: kinase activator activity; transcription coactivator activity; protein kinase B binding. The record is from RefSeq and is a predicted model, not a curated record. Lineage: Eukaryota; Metazoa; Chordata; Aves; Casuariiformes; Dromaiidae. Gene Ontology annotation, biological process: adaptive immune response; apoptotic process; canonical NF-kappaB signal transduction. The transcript is spliced from 3 exons. Gene Ontology annotation, cellular component: CBM complex; cytosol. The coding region runs from base 4297 to 4962 and encodes 221 amino acids.
UGAUUAUUUUUGUUACAUAUGCUCCUUUAAAACAUACAAACUUCUUCUAUAGACUUUCUCUGUUAGAUUUUUCUCCUCACUUGUCUUUUAACAAUAUCAUUAUUAGUUCAGUAAAGAAUAUUGAAGUUUGGUUUCUUAGAAGUCUAAUGUGUAUGCAGUUUUCUUUAAUUGCUUUGUCAUAACUUUUUGAGGCAUGUUUUUCAAGUUAUUUCUUACUUCUGUAGAACCGCAGGGUAAUACUGCAUUAGCUAACAGCUAGUAGUUAAUUUUUUUUUAAGGGAGGAACUUCUUAAGCCAGGCUAUAUAUGUAACAUGAUCUGUAAGUUAAUUUGUGUAAGUGACUGAAUUCACACCUUGUUUUUACAGAAGUGCAUCUAUGUCAAUUCAGCCUUUAAUCUUAUAGGAUCUCCUGUACUGAUUGGGGAACCUGCUGGAAACCUAAUGUGUAGUAGAAAAUAACAUUAGUUUUAUGAUGAAAACACAAUACAAGUCAAUAAAUCUGACUUUAGAAUUUCUCCUCUCAGAUUUAAAAUGUUGCAGCUUCAUGAUACAAAAUGCUGGUUCAGUAUAAGGUUUCCUAGCAGUUUCAAAGUUGUUCAAAUAGCUUUGGUGGAUUAACCUUGCAGUGAUGACUUUUAGACCAAAUGAGUCAUUGGUCUGUCCUCUCACAGUCAGCACAGCACUGGUAUAAUUUUACCACUUGCUGUGUGAACAUAGAAAAAUUGCAACUGUUUGUCCAUGCCUCAUCUAGAUUAGAUGAUGGGCAAGUUGGCUGCUUUAUCAGGUACUAUGCAGAACCAGCUUAAUCACUGUGAAAGCAUAGCUACAAUAAAAAUUUAGUUCCAAAUUUAUGUCGAUCAAAAUGUUUUUUACAGAUUACAUGUGGAAUGGGAGGGCAGACUGCCUGUAAUCAUUCGAUCUGCUGCUUUGGUAAAGAAAGAGUGUAAAUCUUGCAUCCUAAGUAAAAGUGUCAGGUUGUUAAAUGUAUUCUUGCAUAGAAUUUUCUCCAUUUUGUUUUUAUUUAUUGGGUAUUGUCAAAACAGUUAUUGCUUGUUGCUCGGAUGGUUGGUUGCAUUGAUGGCUAGGUUAAAAAAAUGUUUAAAAGUGCUAGAAGUUUUGUAAAAAUGUGUUUUAGAUUCUGCCUGUAUCGUUGCCUGUGUUCUCAUAUCUACAUUUGUCUUAAAGCUUUAAAACUGAAUCUUUGUUUUUGCACAGAUUUAUUUCUUCUUGACUGAAGAUGUUAUCUUUAUGUGAAGCUGAAACUACAGUUGCAUUGGAUUGAAUGUAUUAGGAUAAUUAAGACGUUAAAUUUUGUGUUGAGGAGUAGAACACCCAAACAAUUCUGCUAUCUUUUGCUGGCGCUGUGCAAAUGCUAUCAGCUUUUUGGUAUCUGAGAUCAAGUAUAUUGAUAUUUAAAGAAAUGCUACUUUUUUCCUCCUGUAAAAACUGUUUCUGCUUCUCCUUACCAUUUUGUCAUGUCAGUGAAGGCAUAAGGUCACUGCCUACAUAGUCCUGAAUGUGUCUUACCGUAGUCCUGAACGUGUCUUACCAUGUGACAUCCCUGUUCUAAUGCACAUUCAGUGAAUUGUAAUGCAGCAUUUCUGUUUUGCCAACGAUCCUGUAUGUGCUAUGUGACAGCAUACCUCAGAAAGUUCACUUGCAAGGAUGAUCUAGUCUGGGUAAACUUCUGCUAAGGAGGGAUUAUAAAAAUUGGAGUUAUAUGUUCAAGAGUUGGCGGGAGGUAGCAAGUGGUACAAAAUGUUGAUAUAGAGGAAAAAUAUAUGUAGAGCUUCUGUUCCAAUGUAUUUACUCUUUCAGUCGCUUAUAAACUGUUAACCUGUAAGGGCAAUGAAGAGGGGAAUUCAGAAUUGAUACACUUCAUAUACUGUAACACUCAUUACAGGAAGACAUUAGUCAAAACAUCAAAGUCUUUCUAUAACAACUCGCUAUUUUCUUCUAAUGUUGCAAAUUUUAUCAACUCUUAAGUUUCAGAGUUUGUUGACAGCUUCCUCCUGGUGGUAAGAUGAGAUUUGUAUGAGAAAUGAAUAAAUUUGUAUUGCCCGCAAAGUUCCUAGGCUUCGAAGCAUGGGCUUCUUGCAAUUAGACACCUAGGAUUAUUCCAGAGCACCUUAAAUUGAUACAAGUUGCACUGUUGCCCUUUUCUGUUCUUACCAUGUCUGUUAUGCCAGCGCUCGUGCCCAUGUGACUGCACAGUAGACUGCAUCAGGUAAUUAAUCUGGCUGGAAACAAAUGAAAAAAAAAAACCUGUCAGAUCAGUUUCUUAAACUGGAUCCUCUCAUGCAGCAGUGCAAGGAAAAAAGUGGGAAUACCUAGCUGUGAUGCAGGGGGGACUGCACCUUUGUACUUAAACUAGUUUCAGCUACCAUGGCUCUGCACCCUUACUUUUAAUUUUAGAUUAUAACCAAUCUAGUCAUGAUGGUCUACUGCCAAAAUCCUUUUUCUCCUCUGUCCAAGCUCUUCAGACAUUUUCCUUCGCAGCUAUGUGGCAUUACAUCCACCAUGACAGGAUGUUUAUUGAUAGCUUAGUUUCUGUUGGAUUCCCUGAGGGGGACUGCAAGAACAGAUUUUUACUUUGUUGUACUUAGUGAAGUAGGUGAGGAAGUCCAGGAAGGCUUUUUUUUUCUUUAAUUAAGAAUUACUGCUGCUAUCCCUAGCACGGUAUGCCAGACAGUAUUUUGCUGCUUGUGGUAACCAGUCCUAAAGUGUCCAUAUAUUUCUUUUUUAUUUUUUCCAGCUUUUUCUCCACUUCUAUUUACUGAGCCAGUAGAUUACUAUAAAACAAAAAGUCAUUCUUAUCUUUUACUUUUUAAAUGCUGCUUUCACUGAAUUUAAUCUCAAGAAGCAGUAGGAUUCCUGAAAACUUUCUUUAGGAAAAAAAGUUUUAACUGUUUCUUUCCAUCUGUUCACAUCUCUUUUUAACUAGAGUUUUUUUCCCCAUUGUUUUUCAAAAACCUUUUUUCUUUUUCUGCAUCAAAUGAGACAAUUCUGGUAUGUUGGGAAAAAUUUAUGUUCUGAUAAUUUUUGGCUAGUGUGUAUCUGACUUCUUGUGUAUUUCCAUACAGUGAAAAAUGCUGCCAAGAAAAAUUGCUUAUUUUGUAGUAUUAUAUGAAAUAAGAGGUAAUUUUCAUGUUAAAAAAAAAAACAUUUGUGACUCCCAUCUUCACAGAGCAGUAGGUUAGUUAUUGAAAUCAGACAGUUGUGAACAUAGGCAUUAAUUCUGUUUAGGUGCUGAUGUCAAAUAGGCUCAUUAAUGUACAGAUUGAAGUAAGAUUAAUAUAAUUUACAUUUUGGAGAUGUUCUUGCUCAUAUGUAUCCACAGAAGAAGGUGGAGAAAGAUCGAUUUUUGUUUUGCUGAAUGUAAAAAUGAAUGGGUCAGUACAAGAGACAACGCAUGAUCUUCCAAAGAGAAAUUCAAAGUAGCGACAUGGCACUCGUUAGUUCUGACAUUGCUCCUAUAAAUUACCUCCUAAAGAAAUGGAUAGUCAUGUUAUAGAUGAGUCCAGUUAUUAAAGGUAACGUGUUUCUCCAGGGAGAGGCUCCCUGAGGGAACGUGAUACAGCACUAGGUGUCAACUUGCCAGGGCAGCGGGAGGCUUUGCAGCCCUGCUGCUGCAGCAGUGUUUUGCAGUUUUAGAGCGCUGGAGCCCGUGCUGAGGAGGUACGACAAGCCCUGUGCUGGCAGGGAGCAAGAUCCCUUCCCCUGCAGGGAGGUAGCUGUGGUAUUGCCUCCUGCUCCUGUGGAACCAAAACCUGCCACGUGGGGUGGAGGGGCAAAGCAUGACUGAUGAGGUGAAUAAGGAAGCGAUUGGCAGCAAGGCAGCUGAAUGUUAAAUGGGGGGGAGAACCUUUUUCUUGCUGUAGCUGGAUUAAGCGUAGUCCUUUUUACAGACGGUGUACGUUAGUAAUUAAACUUUGUGUUCUGUUUACAUACAAAUACUAGCAUUUUACCUUUGCUUCAGUGAAGUACGUGAGCUAACACUGUCUGCAGUUAAAGCAAACUAGAUCUUGGCUAGCAAUUGGAUUUUCAAAUAAAACUAGUUUUAUGCAGUAUAGCUGACUUGCUUCUUUAAAAUCUUUUGUCCUUAGCUCUAAAUUAAGCUUGCCAUUUCACCUUACAGGCAGCUGGCUGUCUACUCAUCUAGUCUGGAAUAUACAAACAAUCCAUUCCAUGCUUUCCAUAUGUGAAAUGUAUUUUAUCCUAUGCUGAAGAAUAAGACCCAAGUUAUUUCUCACACCAGAUGGUAUCCUAAGCAGAAGUGUCUGGGAUACACUGUGUAUGCUUCAGGCUUUAGAAAGGAUGCGUCCUUAUUUGUGUGACAAAAUUAUAGCUGAGAGACACUUCGAUUACCUACGUUCAAAGAAAAUACUCACUAGAGAAGACACAGAAGAAAUUUCUUCUCGAGCUUCCAGUAGGAAAAAAACUGGGAAGUUAUUGGACUACUUAGCAGAAAACCCGAAGGGACUAGAUGCUUUGAUUGAAUCUAUUAGGCGAGAAAGAACACAAAACUUCCUGUUACAAAAGAUAACAGACGUAGUGUUGAAAGUCAAAAAUGAAAAACUUGAAGCUCUCAAAGGUCUAAGCUGCAGCACCUGUAUGACCUCAUUGUAUGGAGGAACGAAUAAUCUUUCUAGAUCAUAUUCUGAUGAGUCUAACUUUUUUGAAAAAACAAAAGACAAAGAAUCUAGCCAGAUACAUCAUCCAGAAGAAGAUUAUAGUACUGCUGCAUUUGUGUCUGCUGUCUCUCUUCGGUCAAUGAAUUUACCAAUUGCAGAGAUGGGAAAUGCAGAGAAUGUGGUCUUCUCGGGCCCCCUUCCAGGGCCUGGCGAUCCCGGUGCGCCCCCUCUCCCGCCAGAACUCCAGUCAGAACAGCAGGAGCCUUGUACCAGUUCAAGUGACAAUGUCUUUUUGCCUUUAAGAUCACGUUCUCUUCAACCACAGUGAACUUGAGUGACUUUGUCCGUUCAUCCAAGGGGUACUGGACUUUGUGUGAUGCCUUAUACCAGUGAAAAAAGUUUUCAAUAUAAAUCUGCAAAAUCAGAGAAAACCCAUGCUAUUUACCAAAAAACCCAACUCCUAUAAAAAACAGUAUAAUCAGGUGACUCUGUAGCUGCUUGAUUUUUAUGUUCUUUAGGGAGGUUUUUUUUAAAUAAAAAUCAGGGUGGUACACCAGCAAAGGCUUUUUUUAAACUAGCUUAUUUAGAAUUUUGUAUUUUAAUGUUAGUUGCAGAUAUUUAAGCUGCAGUUAUGGAGCAGAUGUUUUUUUCUUCCUAUGGUAACUUUUUUCCCUAAUGUUUCUGUGACAAGUGGGUGGGAAAGAUGCUUAGGAAAAGAACUUGAGUAUUGAAAAAUAACCUUCUGAACUUAAAGCUUAAACUCACUUCCUGAAAAGCUUAAACUUAUUUGCCAAAUUAAAUGUUUUUGAAGGAUAAAGUCUGCCCUCCAUGCAGAGGUGUGCAGCUCCCAUUUCAAAAACUGAAUCUGACCAAAUCUGUAGCUAUGCUUAUUUGUAAGAAGUCUUUUAAUUUUCUGAACUUUGUUCUUGGUCCUACUAGUAAGUUGAAAGGCACUCAGUAUUGCAGUGAUUUGAGUUAGUAAAUAUGCUUCCACAAGCUUUAGCCUACUGUAUAUUAUUUAGAGACUUCUGAUUUGAGAUGCACUUUAAAUUUGAAUUCACAUUAAUACUGGAGGGGAAUGUAAACUGCUGUAACCACAUCAUGUGGACUGUAAGAAAAUCUUAUUGUAUAAUGCUAUUAAGGAGCAAAGUGGGUAUGCUUUGUCCCAAUAAAUAAGUAGAGGAGUCCUGUAGCAAGAAAGUAUCCUUAACUGAAGGACUCCUGAAAAUGUUGCACUUCAGAUAGGCACUCUUCAAAGUGGAUAGACAUGUUUACAUUUCAGAUUGUUUGGAGUCAAACACAUUUUAAACUAUUUCAACAUGGGAAGGUUCUCGUAUUUCCUGACAUGGUAUAACAUGCUGUAUUCCUCUCGUACUCUCCUCUUAAGUUGUAACCUACUUUUUAUGAAGCCUGUACAGGGAUCACUCCUGCAGUGGAGCCUAUUAACCUGAGAUUUCAAAUGAAUGUAUAAUUUUAACAAAUGUUUGUAACAUGCAUUUUUUUUUUAAUUUCUGAAAUAUUUUUAUCACAACUUUUGAAAUAAAUUUUUUGGCAUAGUA